Molecule: messenger RNA, 1947 nt
Organism: Actinia tenebrosa (Australian red waratah sea anemone)
Lineage: Eukaryota; Metazoa; Cnidaria; Anthozoa; Actiniaria; Actiniidae
Source: RefSeq, a predicted model, not a curated record
CUUCCGACCCACAAGGAUUGUCAACCGGACCCUCCCCACCCUAGUUAAAAUGUCUUUGUUUCCCAAGAUGCAAUUUGAAAUACACCUCUGUUUAUAUUCUGCCAUUCGCUAGUUGACUCAAGGAGGAAAAAAAUACAAGAUGCAACAACAACAACAUCCUGCAGGCCGGCAAGUUGGUGGAAGGAUCUACUAUGGUUCCUACCAUGGAAGAGAAGUUCAGUGUAAAAAGUGUCUCAUGGUAGCAUUCACCAUACUGUUUAUAUUGAUUGGUGUUAUAGUCACAAUAGUUGGUCAUACUCUUGAGCCAUUUUGGCCUGAAUCACACUCAAGUUUUUGUUCCUUUUGUGAAGAGGACAAUAAUACUACAAGAAGAAACGCAGCAAAUUGUAGAAUUGUUGGUCCUAUUUUUAUUACUAUUGGCUUCCUGUUAUUGGUCUUCACAGUCGUUUACUUCAAAAAGAAAAAUUCUGAAGCUCUGGCUGCUAAUGGGAAUAGCAAUUAUUAUGGUGAGCCAGCACCAACAACAUUGGCUUAUAACCAAGCUGGCCAGUCUGUUAAUGUGCCAUAUCCAGGAACUGGACACAUUCAACCAAGUUGUCCUCAGCCACCAUACCCCCCAACACAGCCUCAAUACCCAGCAUCCCAGCCUUACCCAUCUGGAACCCCAAACUACUCAACUGCACCUCAGCCCUACCCAACUGCACCCCAAUCUGGUACACCAUACCCUCCAUAUCCAGAAACAACACAAGACAAUUUGCCUCCACCACCUGCAUAUGAUACUGUUGUUGGCAGUGAAGGAAUUGGUGAAAAAAAACAAUGAAAAAGACUUGCUAAUAAUCUUCAGCUGAUGUUUGUCUCAUGGGAUGAACUAUUAAAGAAUAGUUAAUGAUGGUUAACAAUAUUUUAUAAUUAAAUUAAUAUUUAACAAUUAUUCCCUGAAGGAGAAGUAAAUAUCGGGGAAUAUUUACCGAGACACGAGGUGAUUAUCGUGUGAUAGUGUGAGUUUCUCGAUCAAUCAGCGCGAGAGAUUUUCAAUAAUCACCUGUGCAUUUUUACUAAGAAUAUUUAACAAAAAAUACCCAAGGUACAGCUUUAAAGACUGAGACAUUUAACACAUAUUGACUGAGACUGAGGGAAACAGUGUUUUUUGUGGUCCUGAGACAGCCAUGUCGAGGGACCACAAAACACACUGCUUUCAUAAGGUUCCAGUCAAUAAGUGUUUUGUUAUAAACAAACUGUCAAAGAAUGCGAAGCAAUUAUUUUAUAGUUUCAGAUUAUUUGAUUUUUAAAUCUUUUAAAAUUUCCGGAAAAUCAUAAUGAUUUAUGAUAAGUAAUUAUAUGUAAUUAUAUUUUAUCUUGGGUGUUGUUAUUACCGGUCUGGUUAUAGCAUUGUUAUAUGGCUUAUUUUAGAUUUAAUGAACAGAAAAUGUACUUUACCUAGCAUUUUCCCCCACCCUCCCUCCCUUCCAUGUAGUUUGUGGCAAAUCAAGUAUCUGACAGACUGCGGACUUGCAUUUUCCCCAUAACUGUAUUUGCUCUAUUGGGAGUUUUGUUGCACAUUGAAUAUAUUACAACAGGGUGGCACAAUAGGGGUUGGCAUCAAGUCUCAUGCAUCAAUAUUUCUAACAUUCAAGUGUCGAACACUUAAAUUUUGAGGCACAAAUGACAAAUUUUACUGAAUUUUGACUUUUCACAAAAUUCAAAUUAAUCACUCAUGAUUCAAGUAAUUUUCAAAAGAAGAAUUGCACAUCACAAUAAAACUUGAAUUACUGAAUCAUACUCUACAUUUUACUAUUUUCACUCCCGGGGAGGUGUGGGGGAGUACUCCCCUAUAUUUGCUAUACCGGUACAUGCCACUAAACAGGGUAUGGUGUUCAGUGAUUCUACUCUGAAUCACCCCUAAAAAACUCCAUUAAUUUACUCGGUAUUAGAACGCAUCUAAAAGCA